This is a messenger RNA of Budorcas taxicolor (takin), 1158 nucleotides long. It is a transcript of the gene FAM185A, whose product is annotated as family with sequence similarity 185 member A. The transcript is spliced from 8 exons. NCBI's taxonomy places the organism in Eukaryota, Metazoa, Chordata, Mammalia, Artiodactyla, Bovidae. Bases 1 to 1158 code for a protein of 385 amino acids. The record is from RefSeq and is a predicted model, not a curated record.
AUGUUCCCCUUCUCGGGAUGGGGGCUGGGCUGCCUCCGGCUCUGUCUGCUCAGAGUGUGGGCCGGCGAGGCCACCGGGCGCUGGGCCUGUGGGACAUGUCAGUCCCGGCUGUACGGCUCAGGUGGGUCCCAGCCCGAGGUCUCUAGGUCUGACCCUGCGCGCGGGACUCUGAAGGCGUGGGCGCUGCUGGUGAGCCCUUUCGGCCGUCUGCGGGCGCGGCUCCCAUGCCACCUGACUGUGAGGCCCCUGGACCCCCUCACCUACCCAGACGGCGACCGCGUGCUGGUCACAGUGAGCGGAGUGGAGGGCGGGGCGCGGGCCCUGGCCGGCCUGCAGGUGAACUACAACGAGGCGCAGAAGGAGGUGACCAUCGUGGCUGAUGUCAUCGACCACCAGGCGUCCGUGGAAGUGAACGCGCCCCUGAAGUUUGAUUUGAAUAUCCAGUCAUCAGGGUCUGGCUGUGUAAAGGUCCAAAAUAUUGAGUGUGAUAAUUGCAAAAUUGAAACUGAGCAGGGGACUAGCAUCUUACAGUCUGUUAAGAGUCAAAAAUUACAUGUUCAAACAACAGGAGGCAAAGUGAUCUGCCUGGGAACGGUUUAUGGAAAUAUAGAUAUCCAUGCAUCAGAUAAAAGUACUGUGACUGUAGAUAAACUACAGGGAAGUUCUGUUAAUAUAUCUACUGAAGAUGGUUUGCUGAAAGUCAAGUAUCUUUAUACAGAAUCAUCAUUUCUGUCUUCUGCUGCUGGGGAUAUUACAUUAGGAAGUGUCCAUGGUAAUAUAACAUUACGAAGCAAGAUGGGUAACAUCACAGUAGAUUCGUCUUCUGGAUGUCUAAAUGCUUUGGCUCAGCAGGGUGCCAUAGAUGUUUAUGUCAGCCAACUGGGAAAAGUGGAAUUGAAAGUCCAUAAAGGCUCUAUUCUUGUCAAGGUUGCAUCUUCUCUUCAAGCUUAUUUACAGUUAUCAGGGAAAGAGAUUGAUGUGAACUCAGAUGUCCAUGUUGAAGAAAUGAAUGAAGCUCACAGAGAUGAUGGUGUGAUAAUUACUGGAUUCCUGAAUCAAACAAGCGAACAUGAAAAAUGGAUUAAGGCUGAUGCCCCGAAAGGAACUAUACGUUUUAGAAGCCAAAGCUGGUUUCAGUCUCUGAAGCUGCAGGACUGA